Messenger RNA from Musca vetustissima, 1221 nucleotides. RefSeq lists its product as uncharacterized. The record is from RefSeq and is a predicted model, not a curated record. The transcript has 3 exons. Lineage: Eukaryota; Metazoa; Arthropoda; Insecta; Diptera; Muscidae. Bases 1 to 1221 code for a protein of 406 amino acids.
AUGAAUAAAGACAUGAUUGCCGCGGAGAUAAAUUGCCGUAAUACCUCAACAACAACAACAAACAUGGCUGUGGAAAACUGCAACACGAUCAACAAUAAUCAGCCAAACAAAACCGCAUGCCUGAGUGGCAGCGAUGAAAUCGCAUUUGAAGAGCACCCAGAAGCUGAAGCUUAUUUAAAACAUUUACUGGAGGAUGGUUGCAAUGAGGGGGAUAGUGGUUACGAUAUGGAAUUGCCAUCGUGGUAUGAUGAGCAUUUAUUUAAACAAGGUCAAAAUUUCAUGAACAAAUAUCGUUUUGUUAUACAAAGUGGUAUGCUGUCGGGUUUGGUGGCCGUCUUGGCAAUACCCUCAAUUCUGCGGGUACUCAUGUGUACGAGACAAUCAAACACAUCCGCCACAGCUUAUCGGAGAUAUGUAAGAACUCUGCUGCACACCAUUUCUUGGUAUAAAUAUUCUCCAGAAGAUAAAUCAUCGAAAUUUUGGAUUAGCCUUAAAGCAGUGCGUAAAGCUCAUUCGAAAUCAAGUAGGGCGUGUGCCAAACUCGGUGCCGGACAAAUAACCCAAAAAGAUUUGGCCUUAACACAAUUUGGCUUCAUAGGAUUUCUAUCGUUGGGUGCUCAUCGUAUACAAUUGGAUGAUGAACAUUUCCUGGAGGCCACCGCACAUAUGUGGAGGGUUUUGGGUUAUCUGCUAGGCAUUAAAGAUGAAUAUAACAUUUGUGGUCGCGAUUGGAAGGAAACUAAAUUAAGACUUGAUAUUGUUAUGCGUAAAGUCUAUGAACCGGCAUUGGAAAAUCCAUCCGAAGAUUUUCAACAAAUGGCCAAAGCAUUACUGGACGGUUUAUGGCACAUCAAUACCACCCUAACUGUCGGGUCAUUUAUCUAUCUAACAAAGCGCUUGUGUUAUGUUAAAGGUUAUGAAUACUUUGAAUUUGAUUAUCCCGCCCGACGCAAGCCGGAUCCUCAACAACGUCUAGCCUAUAAGGAUUUAAGUUGGUUAGAUCGCUUCAUUGUCUUUUAUGCCUUGAUUAUUGUUACCUAUCUGCAUAAAUUUGAUAUUGUCCGCUGUUAUUUAAAUUUCCGUGCCUGGAUAAAUGAACAACUGAUUGAAUAUUUGCCUUAUAUUGCCAUUUUGAAAUUUGGCACCGCCUGGGCUUACGUGAGCAUUUUUAAUCGUAAUGGUGGCGAACAGGAAUUCCAAUAUCAUUUGAAGGAGGAAUAG